This is a messenger RNA of Lotus japonicus, 1311 nucleotides long. Its product is annotated as disease resistance protein RUN1-like. Bases 1 to 1311 code for a protein of 436 amino acids. NCBI's taxonomy places the organism in Eukaryota, Viridiplantae, Streptophyta, Magnoliopsida, Fabales, Fabaceae. Gene Ontology annotation, biological process: defense response. The transcript is spliced from 3 exons. Gene Ontology annotation, molecular function: ADP binding. The record is from RefSeq and is a predicted model, not a curated record.
AUGACCAGGCCUGAUAUAUCAUUCUCUGUUAGUGUUGGCAAUGCGAAUUGGGCAGGUGAUGCAGGUGAUACGAGAUCCACCUCUGGUUAUUGUGUUUUUAUUGGUGGAAAUCUCAUCUCUUGGAAGAGUAAGAAACAAAGUAUUGUUGCUAGAUCAAGCACCGAAGCUGAGUAUCGUGUUAUGACUCAUACUACGUGUGAGCUCUUGUGGUUGAAGCACUUACUUCAGGAGUUGAAGUUUUGUGCGAUUACUCCUAUGAACUUAGUAUGUGACAAUCAAGUAGAUGAUGUGCGGGCUAUAGGAAUUUAUGGGAUUGGAGGAAUUGGGAAGACAACACUUGCUAAGACAGUUUAUAACCAUAUUUCUAAUCAGUUUGAGGGCAGUGCCUUUAUUGCAAAUGUUAGAGAAAUUUCUAGUAAUAGAUUUGGCAUAGUUCAACUGCAAAAAGCACUUCUUUCAGAGAUUUUGAACUGCAGAGAGUUUAAAGUAGGAAACAAGGAUAGAGGGAUUAAUCUGAUAAAGAACAGGCUUUGUAGUAAAAAGGUUCUUAUAAUUCUUGAUGAUGUCGAUUCAUUGGAGCAACUGGAAUCACUGGCAGGAGAAUAUAGUUGGUUUGGAUCAGGAAGUAGGAUCCUCAUAACAACAAGAGAUGAACAUUUGCUAACUGCGCAAAAUGUGGAAGGAGCCUACAAGGUCAAGGAGUUAAGUCAUGGAGAUGCUCUUGAGCUCUUUAGUUGGUUUACUUUCAAAAAACCUUGUCCUCCAACAAAUUUUGAGGAAGUGUCCCUCCACAUAUUAAACUAUGCCAAGGGCUUGCCAUUGGCCCUAACUGUUUUGGGGUCCUACCUGUGUGGUAGAGACAAAGCAGAAUGGAUUAGUACAUUAGCUAAACUGAAAAAGAUUCCAAAUAAACAGAUAUAUGAAGUUCUGAAAAUCAGCUUUGAUGGGUUGGAGGAGACUGAAAAGGCCAUCUUUCUGGAUAUUGCUUGUUUCUUUAAGGGAGAGGACAAGGAGUAUGUGAAAAUGAUACUAGAUGGUUGUGACAUGCACUCAGAUAGCGGUAUCAGAGUUCUAAUGGAUAAGUCUCUGGUUACUGUGGAACUGAACAAACUUUGGAUGCAUGACUUUUUGCAAGAAAUGGCUAAAGAAAUUGUUCGCCUCGAAUCCCCCAAUGAGCCUGGUAGACGUAGCAUACUAUGGUUUCCGGAAGAUGUUCUUCAUGUGUUAAACCUAAAUACGGUAAUCUCUAGGGACAUAUUUAUGCUAAUAUCAAAAGGUUCAGUUCUGUGUUUCAUUCAAGUACUUAAUUAA